Felis catus (domestic cat) is the source of this 19858-nucleotide messenger RNA. It is a transcript of the gene LYST, whose product is annotated as lysosomal trafficking regulator. Gene Ontology annotation, molecular function: protein kinase binding. Gene Ontology annotation, cellular component: cytosol; membrane. NCBI's taxonomy places the organism in Eukaryota, Metazoa, Chordata, Mammalia, Carnivora, Felidae. The coding region runs from base 6244 to 17802 and encodes 3852 amino acids. Gene Ontology annotation, biological process: intracellular protein localization. The transcript is spliced from 54 exons. The record is from RefSeq and is a predicted model, not a curated record.
GCCUUAAUUCUUAUCGUGCGAAACCAAACCAAACCAAACCAAACAUUCCCUAGAUGCUCAACGGACCAUACACACCCAGUGACAGCACUUGGCAGUUGAUGAGGUUUGUUUUAAGCAGAUAGAAAAUUUUAAGGGAGUUGCAUCUUGUGUUGAGUACGUGGGUGUUAAUAGGGACCAACGUUUCCUUGAACAUUGAAUUCAACCCGCAUUUUUCCUAGGGUUUGUUUAACAAAUUGAUAGGACAAACUGAAUUGGGCUUUCCUUCCUGAUGAUUCUUGGCUGAUCUGCUGUUACUUUAAACUUCCACACCCAGAAACCUUAUGCUAAUAAAGAUGUUGACAAUGAGCUUUCAUUUUAUAGAUGUAGUUAUUAAUACGGGGUAUCUGUUUUAAAGAGCUUUACAAGUAGUCAGCAACUUUUUUUUUUUAAUAACUCUUUGCUGUCCUUCAUAUUGUUACUGCCUAAAGAUUGAGAAUUUGGAGACAAGAAUUAGGAGGAAAUGAGUUACUAUAUAAUUUAAUUUACAUGAAAGCAGUGUGUAAGCCAUAAAAUGAUCUAUAAAUUUAGUAUAUAUUUAUUGAGCAUGGACUGUGUGUUAGAGUUUUCUGAACACAUAAAUAUCCCCUCCUUCAUGGAGCUUACAUUCUAGUGGUGGAUCUCAGAUAAUAAAUAUGUGCUAUGUCAUUCGGUGUCAAGGACUAGAGAGAAAAAGCAGGGAAGAGGGAGAGAUCAGGAACUGGAAAAGGGUUUUAACUAGGGGUAGUCAGGGAAGACUGCCUAGAGAACGUGGCGUCUGAGCCCAAGACCAGAAAGGAGACGGUAAUCCGUACCCCUCUCUAGGGGAAGCAUGUUCAAGUAGACGGAAAGGCACUUGCAAAAGCUUUGAGGCAGGCGUGUACUGGGCAUGUUUGUGGACAGCUCAAAGUCAGAUUUGGCUCUGGUGGAGUGAGCAAAGUAAGAGAUCGUCUCUAGUAAGAGAUGAAAUCAGGUGAGUGGGAAUGGGAAAUCAGAUUGGGUGAGGUCUUGUAGGCCUUUGCACGGGCUUGGUCUUACACUCUGAGUGAGAAAAGGACUCAUCCCUCUGAAUAAAGAAGAGAUAUAAUGAGACUUUUACAAGAGUCACUCUGGUGGCUGGAUGAAGAAUAGACUUUGGAUGAAGGAGAGGGUAGAAGCAGAGAUAUCGGCUCAGGGACUCCUGCCAUAAUUCAGGCCAUGGAUGAUUAUCAUUUGGACCAGAGUAGAAUCGGUAGAGUGGCUGAUUUCUGGCUGAAUUGAGGAUAGACUCAACAGGAGACUUAAAGACAACUACAGUUUUUGUCCUAAGCGAGUGCAAAGAUGCAGUAGACAUGUACUGAGAUGAGGUUUAUGAGAUGGGCAGUGGGUUAGGAGUUGGUUAGAAGACCACAAAAUGAGACAUCCAAGUAGAGAUUAUUGGUAGUAGAUUCUGGUAACUUUGUGUUGAAGAGACUUUUCACAUUAUCUUGACUUUAACAGGGGUUUAGUAUUUCACCCAUGAACUGCCAACCUUUUUCAGACUCCUUUUCUUUUUAGCUCUUUUGGACCAACUUAUUCAUUCUUUUCACGAAAUGUAGCUUUGUUUUUAUUUGCUUGCACUCAGAGCAUCUGUUUGUUAGUUUCAUUUGUAGAGAAAGCCGUAUAAUCUAGAAUUUCAGAGUACCUUUUUAGUUUGUUGCUGUGUUUAACUUGAACACCUCAAAUGACUAAGCUUUUCCCAAAUUAUGUUUAGAUGCCUGGCUUAAGUUCAAGAAUUUUUUUAAGUCUCAGAAAUCUUGUUAUCAAACGUGGCUUCACUUGGCCAUUUGUGAUAUUACAAUGGAAAUGACCUGUAUUUUUAAUACUUUAUUAAUAAGUCAGUAAUAUACAGGGAUUAUCCUAAUUCUUUUGUUUCAUUAAAGAUGGCUUGAAAUAAAUGGGCCAUCACAUGUUAAAUGGAGAUCUUUUCAUCAAAUUAUGCAAUAUUUGGAGCCAUAGAAUUUGGCCUGUAAAACUUGUAUCAAAAAUAUAUCAGGAUUCUAGAGUUUAAGGUCUAUACCUUCCCUUAAGAACCAGGCUACAAGUACAUGACUGUUCGGGUUACCUUUCCCUUUUCUCUAAGUUGUAAGACUUAGACGUCUCUAAGACGUCUACUUCUUUUAUUUGUAUCAUUCCUUCGAAUAAAGUAAUUUGGUACCCCCUCCUCCGAAAAAAGAACCCAGGCUAUAAACUAAUAUAUUUAAAUGGAUUUUCAAUCUAAAUAUAUUCUGAAAGUACAUAAAAAGACAUCAUAUUAAUAACUAAUUAUAAACAGUCCAUGGGAACACCAUAUGUUCUUUGAUACUGCUUGCUUUUGCUAUUGUUUCUCACCGGUAUUUGUCUUUCUUUCUCUUAAUUCUUCUGGCCUUGAUUUAUAGUAAGUGAGAGAGACCUGAUACAUUGUGAAACUUUGAAUGGUUUUCAGGUCUAAUUGUGGGGAAGAAAAAAAAAAAGAAAAAUCUUUUUUAACAGUAUGAAAAAGUAGUGCUUAAAGUAUGAUCAUCUUAAUUAAUCAAGAAAGGAAUCAAACGGUUUUCCUAAAGGCUCGUCAUUGUUCCAUUCAAAUGUGAUUCCUUGAAAUUGAAACUCAAAAUGUGUGAGGAAAUAAGAGAACUUCUAGCCACUUUAAAUGAGUGGAAGAAAUGGAUGAAUGAUAAGACUACUGUGCAUACUUAGAAAUGUUGAUACAAUUCAUCUUUAAAAGGUAAAGAGGAUAGAAGAUUUUUGCCAGAAACCUGAAGAAUCACAUAUUUCAAAUUGAAAAAUGAGGUAGGGGAAAGUGAAGCUUAGAAACUAUACAUUGAACAUUUUGACACUAAAUGAUUCCUAGAAAAAUUAUAGACCAGAUUGCCAAGCAGAUGCUUUGUAAUCUGAUUAGAAAACACAGCACUGAUUAUUAAGACCCAGAGUUAGUUUUUUAAGAACAAGUCAUAUUAACCUCUUGCUCACUUUGUCAAAGAUAUGAUAGUAUUAAAUAAUCUUUUUAAGCACCUCACAUCUUACAAAUUGCGUUCCCAUUUAUUAUUUUAUUUAACUCUCACAACAUCCCUGUCAAGUAGUGACAGAUGAGGAGUCCUCAAUGGUAGGAGCCCUGGGAAGACACAAAGGGGACGGAUGUGGGAGAUGUUAGAAAGGACUUGCCUAGAUACGGAGUAAAAGAAAGGGAGGAAUCAAAGUGGGCUUUGGGGAUUCUAGACUGUCUGACUGGGUGGAUGGUAACGCUGGUAAUUGAUCUUCAUUUUGAAAAUAUAGGUGGUGGAACAGAUUUGGAGAUGUGAAAUUCAUCAGUUCACAUCAGUUUGGUGAGACUAGUUGUUUUCUUUGUUGGAACAGAGUCAGGUAUAAUUAGAAUUUUCAAAAUAUAUAGGUCUGGAGCUCAGAAGAAAAGUCUAACCCAAAUAAAAAAGGCUUCAUUCAUUCAGGAGACAUAUCCUUUCAAAUACUUUUGGUAAGGAAGGGAGGACAGUGGGGAAGCUUGAGCUGGGAGAUGGCAUUGGGGAAGGUUUAUUUUUCUUUAAAGAUGAAAGAGCCAAGGAACUUUAGUGGACUGAUAGAAAGAGUCCAUUGAAGAGGAAAGAAAAUUGAAGUCACAAAAAAAUUGAAGUCACAAGAGAAAGAAGAUAAUCAGACAUAACCUCAGCAGAAAUGGAAGGGUUGGGAACAAGAGCACAGGUGAAAGGGCUACCCUGUAGAAGAGCAGUGAUGUAUCUUCCUAGUAUUUAAAAAAAAAAAAAAAAGGAAAUAGAGACUAGAUACAUAAUAUAAUAUAGCAUCUCUUGUCUCUGUGGGAAUCAGGUUAUGUGCUGAAAUUGAGGAGGAAGAGCAUGGAUUGGGGUAUAUUUCAUGGGAAGAGUUACUGUUGUGAUGGGAAAAGGGACUUGGCCAGGGACCACUAACCUAAUUACUGAAUAGUGAUAAACACCCUUGAAAUCACAAAUGAGUAGAGCAGCCAAUCAGAAUGGUUAAGCAGUUUUCUCCAGCAGUUCUCCAUAACAGUGCAGAAAAUGUUUGGUUAGACUAAAUCUGGAUGGGGAGUGGAAGGGGGGUUGUGAUGUAGAACCUGGAAGGGGGUGGUACAGAGUCAAGGAACUGAGGGUGCUAAUGAAGUUGCUAAUUGAAGAGCUGAACCAUAGGUAGGUAUCCUGCUUGAUUGAAGAGGACAGCCAAGCCAAGAUGGAGCUGAUAAACGUGGAGAACAAAGAGGGUGAGGAAUUUCAAUGAGUAAGCUGUAGGAUUAAUGGAAGUAAAGGAGUACUAGAGAUGGAAAAAUAGGCAUGUGAUGUGAGGUCCUAACUUUAAGAUUCUAGAGUCAGAACAGUUGCAAGUGAUGAUAAGGGUCAAAGUAUGGCCAGUGAUGAUGGGUAGCCAAGAUUAAUAGUGCUUAUGCAGCAAUCAUAAUAUUAAUAAAACUACAAUUUAUCAAGUACUGCUGUAUACUAGUCACUAUACUAAAUGCUUUGCAUAGUUUAUCAUACUUAUUUUUCACAACUAUCCCUUGAGGCACAUAUUAGGGACUCUAUUUUACAAAUGAAGAAAUGGGUGCUCGGUGAAGUAAAGUAACUUUCCCAAAGGUACACAACUAGGAAGUACCUGAUUCUUUCUAGCCCCAAAGCCCUUAUGCCCACUUAAUACACUAUGCUGUUCUUCUCCAAAGUAGGGGUCAUUGAAGAAGAGGAAAUCAAAGAGCUCUAAAUCCUAGCAUGUUGGGAUUAUUUUUUCUUAUGGAUAAUGAAGCCCUCAGAAACAACAGAUCUUGUGUGGAGAGGAAGACAGGACUUUUGUAACAAAGUUCUCAAUAAAUGGAGAUGAAAGACUCAAAGUCAGCAGUUGACAACUUUAAAUAUAGCUAUAAUUUAGCCUUAGAAGUAGAUAAGAUGGGUAAUAAUGAUGCACAAGUCACUUUGAGAACCAGAUGAUAACCAGAAUAAUACCGACUUGUCUUCCUGGCCUGGGAUCUGGGUGUAUAUAGUGAUUUAUUAAGAGGAGGAGAUUAAAUGCUCCUCUUGUGUAAAAGUAGAGGAUACAGGGACAUUUCUUCACAACAGAACUAGGGUUCCUAAAGCUAGGGAGUGAAGUGUCCAGGGAGGAAGAAGCACUCAUCUAGUUGCGUAUGAAAAAUCAGAAAGGAUAGGUGGGCAGGUAGGGUCAUCAUAUAAUUUAUUGACCAAAUACGUGUUAUUUUGAAAAUGAAAAGAGUGUCAUUAAUAGUUACCCUGGGACGGCAGGCAUAAACUAGGGCUGUCCUAGGCAAAUCAAGAUGGGUAGUCAUAUCUGUGAUAUGUAACAAGAGGAGCUAUCAUCUUGGAAAAGGGCUGUGGAUGUUGAGAAUGAACAAAUUGAGCCCUAAGUUAGAGGGACAUGAAUGGGGCUUACUAGCCUGAGAUUAUUCUCUCCAGCCCUAUAAUACUGCCCGGACAUGUUCUGGGUAUGUCUUGUUCUAGAAGAGUCAGGAGAUCUGAAGGAAGUUCUGGAUUCAUCUCUCUAUGAAGGGUUGGAAUCCAUUAGCAUAUAGGUGGUACUAGAAACCUUAGAAGUGGAUGAGAUCAUCAAAAGAAAACACAAAGAAUGGGAAGUGAGGAAGAGGACAGGAUCCAGAGGCUCCCCAACAUGAAGGAGCUGGCAAAGAAGAAUCCAGCUAAGGAGACUGAGGAGGAGUGGUCAGAAGGGUAGAAGGAAAACCAGAAGAGAUUUGUCAUCUCACAAAUCCAGGAAGAAGAGAGAUUUAAGAGUGGAUGAUUAAUAGUCUCAUUUGCUUUAUGUUCCUCAGAGGUCAAAGAAGAUAAGGACUGGAAUGUGUCCAUUGGGUUGGAUUUGGCAAUUAGAAGGUUAUUGUUGAUCUUGGCCCGAGUGGUUUUGGUAGAGAAGUGUGAGCACAAGUCAGACUGCAGUGCACAGAGAGGUGAGCUGAGGCGAGGCAGGAGGACUGCUUCAAGUAUAGAUUACCCUUGAGGAAUCUUGAAAGACAAGGGUAUCAACAGGAUAUAUCCGGAUACUUAUAUUUAUAUUUGUAUUUGUACUUAUAUUUAUUUAUUUUAGACAGUGAAGAAGUCAGUGGAGACGAGGGGUUGAAAACUAGGAGAGAGCUGGAUUUCCAACCAAUGCGUCCUAGUAAGGUGAAACUUUAUUCUAAGAAUAUUUGUUUCAUCUAGUUCAUGAGCUCAAAUUAUAAGGACUCUAAAUGUUACAGAAGUGUUGAGAGAUUGCUCGGUCAUGAGCACCGACAGUAACUCACUGGCACGUGAAUUUCUGACGGAUGUCAACCGGCUUUGCAAUGCAGUGGUCCAGAGGGUGGAGGCCAGGGAGGAAGAGGAAGAGGAGACACAUAUGGCAACCCUUGGACAUUACCUUGUCCACGGCCGAGGAUUUCUGUUACUCACCAAGCUAAAUUCUAUCAUCGAUCAGGCAUUGACGUGUAGAGAAGAACUCCUCACUCUACUCCUGUCACUCCUUCCACUGGUAUGGAAGAUACCUGUUCAAGAAGAGAAGGCAGCAGAUUUUAACCUACCGUUCUCAGCUGAUAUAAUCCUGGCCAAAGAAAAGAACUCAAGUUCACAAAGAUCUACUCAGGAAAAAUUAUAUUUAGAAGGAAGUGCCCCGUCCGGUCAGGUUUCUGCAAAAGUAAAUGUUUUUCGAAAAGGCAGACGACAGCGUAAAAUCACCCACCGCUAUUCUGUAAGAGAUGCAAGAAAGACACAGCUCUCCACCUCAGAUUCAGAAGCCAAUUCAGAUGACAAGAGCAUGGCAAUGAAUAAGCACAGAAGGCCCCGUCUGCUACAGCAUUUCGCAACACAGUCUCCUAAAGAAGACCACCUUACAGCUAAACUUGACCACUUAGCAACCAAAGAACGGACUCCUCCCGACACCAUGGCUUUGGAAAAUUCCAAGGAGGUCCUUCCAAGACAGGAGUCAAACACCGACAUUUUGAGUGAGCCAGCUGCCUUGUCGAUUCUCAGUCACAUGAACAAUUCCCCAUUUGACUUAUGUCAUGUUUUGUUAUCUUUACUAGAGAAAGUUUGUAAGUUCGACAUUACCUUGAAUCACAAUUCUGCUCUAGCAGCCACUGUAGUGCCCACGCUGACGGAAUUCCUAGCGGGCUUUGGGGACUGCUGUAGUCUAAGGGACGAUUUGGAGAGUCAGAUGGUUUCUGCAGGCUGGACUGAGGAACCGGUGGCUUUGGUUCAACGGAUGCUCUUCCGAACAGUGUUGCAUCUUAUGUCAGUGGAUAUUAGUGCUGCAGAGGUGAUGCCAGAAAAUCUUAGAAAAAACUUAACUGAAUUGCUUAGAGCAGCUUUAAAAAUUAGAACUUGCCUAGAAAAGCAGCCUGACCCUUUUGCACCAAGACAAAAGAGAACACUACAGGAGGUUCGAGAAGGCUUUGUGUUUUCAAAGUACCGUCACAGGGCCCUUCUCUUACCUGAGCUUCUGGAAGGAGUUCUGCAGAUCCUGAUCUGUUGUCUUCAAAGCGCAGCUUCUAAUCCCUUCUUCUUCAGUCAAGCCAUGGAUUUGGUUCAAGAAUUCAUCCAGCACCAUGGGUUCAACUUGUUUGAGACCACAGUUCUUCAAAUGGAAUGGCUGGUUCUAAGAGGGGGAGCUCCUACGGAGGCCGCAGAGCAUCUGAAGGCCCUAAUAAACAGCGUGAUGAAAAUAAUGAGCACUGUCAAGAAAGUGAAAUCGGAGCAACUUCAUCACUCAAUGUGCACAAGAAAAAGGCACAGACGGUGCGAAUACUCGCACUUCAUGCACCACCACAGGGAUCUCUCAGGUCUCCUGGUGUCGGCUUUUAAAAACCAGGUUUCCAAAAACCCGUUUGAGGAGACCGCAGACGGAGAGGUUUAUUAUCCCGAGCGGUGCUGUUGUAUCGCGGUGUGCGCCCACCAGUGCCUGCGCUUGCUGCAGCAGGCUUCCCUGAGCAGCACUUGUGUCCAGGUUCUGUCUGGUGUGCACAACGUCGGAAUAUGCUGUUGCAUGGAUCCCAAAUCCGUAAUCAUUCCUUUGCUCCACGCGUUCAAAUCACCGGCGCUGAAAAGUUUUCAGCCGCACAUACUGAAUAUCCUUAACAAACUUAUUCUGGAUCAGUUAGGAGGAGCCGAGGUCCCACAGAAAAUGAAAAAAGCAGCUUGCAACAUCUGUACCGUUGACCCUGACCAGCUAGCCAAAUUAGAGGAAGCACUGCAGGGAAGCCCAUGGGAGGCUGAACCUUCCCCAAGCCCGUCCAGUCCCUCUCACAGAUCUCAAGGGAUCCUGCCCAGCAGUGGGUCCGAAGACUUGUUGUGGAGAUGGGGCGCCUUAGAGGCUUAUCAGAAUUUUGUUUUUGAAGAAGACAGGUUCCGUAGUGUGCAGAUUGCAAAUCACAUUUGCACUUUAAUCCAGAAGGGCAAUGUAAUUGUUCGGUGGAAGCUGUAUAAUUGCAUAUUUAAUCCCGUGCUCCAAAGAGGCGUCGAGUUAGCACGUCACUGUCAACACCUUAGCAUUACUUCAGCUCAGGCCCAUGUGUGCAGCCAUCAUAACCAGUGUUUGCCUCCGGAAGUGCUUCAGAUUUACUUAAAAACUCUGCCUGCUCUGCUUAAAUCAAGGGUAAUAAGAGAUUUGUUUUUAAGUCGUAAUGGAGUAAGUCAAAUAAUUGAAUUAAAUUACUUAGAUGAUGUUCGAAGUCAUUCCCUAAAAGCAUUUGAAACUCUGAUAAUCAGCCUAGGGGAACAACAAAAAGAUUCUUCAAUUCCAGGUAUUGAGGGGCUAGACGGCGAACAGAAGGAAUUGUCAUCUUUAAAUGCAGGUACUUCCUUUCGUAACCAGCAAGCUUAUUCAGAUUCUCCUCAGAGUCUUAGCAAAUUUUAUGCCAGCCUCAAAGACACUUAUCCAAGGAAACGGAAGUUUGUUCAUCAGGAUGUUCAUAUCAACAUGAUAAACCUGUUCCUCUGUGUGGCAUUCUUAUGUGUAAGUAAAGAAGCAGAAUCUGAUAGAGAGUCGGCCAAUGAUUCCGAAGAUACUUCGGGCUAUGACAGUACAGCGAGCGAGCCUUUCCAUCAUAUGCCGCCAUGUUUGUCUCCGGAGAGCCUUGUCUUGCCUUCUCCCAAACACAUGCACCAAGCGGCAGACAUUUGGUCCAUGUGUCGUUGGAUCUACAUGUUGAGUCCAGUUUUCCAGAAACAGUUUUAUAGGCUUGGUGGUUUCCAAGCGUGCCACAAAUUAAUAUUUAUGAUCCUACAGAAACUGUUCAGAAGUCAUGAAGAAGAGCAAGGAGGAAAGGAAGGAGACCUACAUGUACAUGAAAACCAAGAUUUAAAUAGAACUUCUCAAUCUGAGAUCACUGUGAAGGAAGAUGUAUCAUCUUUGACUAUGAAAAGAGACUCCAUGCCAUCAGGAAUGGGUAGUCCAAAACAGAGUGCUGACAGUUUAGGUAAAUUAGAGUCACAGCAUAUCUCUUCCAAAAAUACGGGCCAUGUUUCAGCUACUGAAGCUGCUCCUGAGGAAGCAAAGGUAUUUAUGAGUCAAGAAAGUGAGACCUCACUUCAGAGCAUACGACUUCUGGAAGCCCUUUUGGCCAUUUGUCUUCAUAGUACCAGAGCUAGUCAGCAAAAGAUGGAAUUAGAGUUACCUAAUCAGAAUUUGUCUGUGGAAAACAUACUGUUUGAAAUGAGGGACCAUCUCUCCCAGUCAAAGGUGAUUGAAACAGAAUUAGCAAAGCCUUUAUUUGAUGCCCUGCUUCGAGUCGCACUGGGGAAUCACUCAGUAGAUUUUGACCACCAUGAUGCUAUGACUGAGAAGAGUCAUCAGUCUGAAGAAGGAUUGUCAUCCCAACCUGACGAUUUUUCGGAAGAAGCUGAGGGUUCUCAGUGUUGUAGUCUUAAACUUUUGGCUGAAGAAGAAGGUUAUGAAGCAGAUAGUGAAAGCAACCCUGAGGACAGUGAAACCCGAGAUGAUGGUGUAGACGUAAAGCCUGAAGUAGAAGUUUUCAGCGCAUCAGGCAAUCCGAAGGACUUACUUGAAAACCUCACAGACGGGGAAAUAAUAUAUCCUGAGAUUUUUAUGCUGGAAUUAAAUUUGCUUUCUGCCGGUAAAGCCAAACUUGAUGUACUUGUCCAUGUAUUUGAGAGUUUUUUGAAAAUCAUCAGACAGAAAGAAAAGAAUAUAUUUCUCCUCAUGCAACAGGGAACUGUGAAAAAUCUUUUAGGAGGGUUCUUGAGUAUUUUAACACAGGCUGAUUCUGAUUUUCAAGCAUGCCAAAGAGUAUUGGUGGAUCUUUUGGUAUCUUUGAUGAGCUCAAGAACGUGUUCGGAAGAGCUAACCCUUCUUUUGAGAAUAUUUCUGGAGAAAUCUCCUUGUACAGAAGUUCUUCUUUUGGGUAUUCUGAAAAUUAUUGAAAGCGACAUUGCUAUGAGCCCUUCACAGUAUCUCACCUUCCCUUUACUGCAUACGCCAAAUUCAAGCAAUGGCGUUUCAUCACAAAGGAGUCCUGGGAUUCUAAACAGUAAGGCCCUGGGAUUAUUACGGCGAGCACAGAGUUCGCAGAGCAGGAAAGAGGCCGACGGCGAAAGUUUCCCCCAGCGGCGGCUCUCCUCCUGGCACGUAGCCCCAGUCCACUUGCCGUUGCUGGGGCAGAACUGCUGGCCACACCUGUCGGAAGGGUUCAGCGUCUCGCUGUGGUUUAGUGUGGAGUGCAUCCACGAAGCGGAGAGUGCCGUGGAGAAGGGAAAGAAGAUAAAGAAAAGAAACAAACCCUUAAUGUCGCGGGACAGUAGUUUGGAUGGCGCAGAGAACAACAGACUGGAAGGUGCCGAGUACAUAAAUCCUGGUGAAAAGCUCAUAGAAGAAGGAUGUAUUCAUAUGAUUUCCUUGGGAUCCAAAGCUCUGAUGAUGCAAGUGUGGGCUGACGCCCGCAAUGGCACUUUUAUCUUCCGUAUGUGCAUGGAUUCAAACGAUGACAUGAAAGCUAUUUUACUGGCACAGGUUGAAUCACAGGAGAAUAUUUUCAUCCCCAGCAAAUGGCAACACUUGGUCCUCACCUACCUACAGCAGCCCCAAGGGAAGAAGAAUAACCAUGGGAAAAUCUCCAUAUGGAUCUCUGGGCAGAGGAAACCUGAUGUUACUUUGGACUUUAUGCUUCCGAGAAGAACAAGCUUGUCUUCUGAUAGCAAUAAAACAUUUUGCAUGAUUGGCCACUGUUCAUCAUCCCAAGAAGAGUUUUUGCAAUUGGCUGGAAAAUGGGACCUGGGAAAUUUACUCCUCUUCAACGGAGCUAAGAUUGAUUCACAAGAGGCCUUUUAUCUAUAUGCUUGUGGACCCAACCAUACAUCUAUAAUGCCAUGUAAAUAUGGCAAGCCUGCGAAUGACUUCUCCAAAUAUAUUAAUAAGGACAUUUUGCGGUGUGAAAAAAUCAGAGAACUUUUUAUGACCAAGAAGGAAGUGGACAUUGGUCUCUUAAUUGAAAGUCUUUCCGUUGUUUACACAACUAACUGUCCUGCCCAGUAUACCAUCUAUGAGCCAGUUAUUAGACUUAAAGGCCAGAUGAAAACCCAACUCUCUCAAAGGCCCUUCAGCUCAAAAGAAGUUCAGAGCAUCUUGUUAGAACCUCAUUAUCUAAAGAAUCUCCGGCCUACGGAAUGUAAAACUAUUCAAGGCGUCCUGCACGAGAUCGGUGGAACUGGUAUAUUUGUUUUUCUCUUUGCUAGGGUUGUGGAACUCAGCAACUGCGAAGAAACUCAAGCAUUAGCACUGAGAGUUAUACUCUCAUUGAUUAAAUACAACCAACAGAGAAUACAUGAAUUAGAAAAUUGUAAUGGACUUUCCAUGAUUCAUCAGGUGUUGAUUAAACAAAAAUGCAUUGUUGGUUUUCAUGUUCUGAAGACUCUUUUUGAAGGUUGCUGUGGUGAAGAUAUCAUUCAUGUCAACGAGAGUGGAGAGUUUAAGUUGGAUGUAGAGUCUAAUGCUAUAAUCCAAGAUGUUAAACUGCUAGAGGAGCUCCUGCUUGACUGGAAGAUAUGGAAUAAAGCCAAGCGCGGAGCCUGGGAAGCCCUGCUGGCGGCUCUGGAGGUCCUCAUCAGAGCAGAUCACCAGCAGCACGUCUUCAAUAUAAAGCAGUUACUGAAGGCUCGUGUGGUCCAUCACUUUCUACUGACUUGUCAGGUUUUGCAGGAACACAAAGAGGGGCAGCUUACAUCCAUGCCCCGAGAGGUUUGUAGAUCAUUUGUGAAAAUUAUAGCAGAAGUCCUUGGAUCUCCUCCAGAUUUGGAAUUAUUGACAAUUAUCUUCAAUUUCCUUUUAGCAGUUCACCCUCCUACUAAUACUUACGUUUGUCACAACCCCACAAACUUCUACUUUUCUUUACACAUAGAUGGCAAGAUCUUUCAGGAGAAAGUACAGUCAAUCAUGUACCUGAGACAUUCUAGCAGUGGAGGAAAGUCUGUUACUAGUCCUGGAUUUAUGGUAAUAAGCCCAUCUGGUUUUACUGCUUCGCCCCCUGAAGAAAACAAUUCCUCCAGGAUUAUCCCACAACGGACGAUCGCCAACAUUCUGCGUUCUAGAAGCCUACCAGCAUUUCCUACCGCUUCACCUCAAAUGCAACCACAAAAACUGACUGGAAGUUUGGGUUGUAGUAUUGACGAGUUACAAAAUAUUGCAGAUGAUUACAUUGCUUCCCAAGCAGAGAAACUGAAUUCUCUGGUGAGUUCCGGGACACUGAAGAAAGACAAAGAGGAUGCAUUCAUCAGUAGCUGUGAGUCCGCAAAAACCGUGUGUGAAACGGAACCUGCCCUUUCCGCCCGCGCCUCUGUCAAUGGUGUCCCUAAAGGAACCUUGGAAUUUCUGGGGGUCAGAGUAGAUCACAAAGAGUUGGGAGCAGAACCCAAAUCAGAAGAUGACGAGUCCUACCCACGCCGCCCUGAUCACCUGAAGGGACUGGCCUCAUUCCAGCAGAGCCACAGCACUAUCGCCAGCCUGGGGCUGGCUUUUCCUUCACACAACGGAUCCGCAGCCGUUGGACGCUGGCCGAGUCUCCUUGACAGGAACCCGGAUGACUGGGAAAACUUCGCCUUUUCCCUCAGUUACCAGCCGAACUCCAGCCGCACUGCAAGUACUCACAGCGUAACGGAAGACUGUCUGGUACCUAUCUGCUGUGGAUUAUACGAGCUCCUCAGUGGAGUCCUUCUCAUCCUGCCUGAUGUUAUGCUUCCAGAUGUGAUGGACAAGCUCAUCCAGGCAGACACGCUUUUAGUCCUCGUGAACCACCCAUCACCUGCUAUACAACAAGGAGUUAUUAAACUAUUAGAUGCAUAUUUUAAUAGAGCUUCUAAGGAACAAAAAGAUAAAUUCCUAAAGAACCGUGGCUUCUCCUUGCUAGCCAACCAGUUGUAUCUUCACCGGGGAACUCAGGAAUUGUUAGAAUGCUUCAUUGAAAUGUUCUUUGGUCGACGUAUUGGCCUUGAUGAAGAAUUUGAUCUGGAAGAUGUGAAAAACAUGGGACUGUUUCAGAAGUGGUCUGUCAUUCCUGUUCUGGGACUAAUAGAGACCUCUCUAUAUGACAACAUGCUCUUGCAUAGUGCUCUCCUACUUCUUCUCCAAAUAUUAAAUUCUUGUUCUAAGGUAGCAGAUAUGUUAUUGGAUAAUGGUCUACUGUACGUGUUAUGUAAUACAGUAGCAGCCCUGAAUGGAUUAGAAGAAAACGUUCCUCUGAAUGAAUACAAAUUGCUUGCUUGUGAUAUACAACAGCUUUUCGUAGCAGUGACCAUUCAUGCCUGCAGUUCCUCAGGCCCCCAGUAUUUUAGAGUCAUCGAAGACCUCAUCGUACUGCUUGGCUAUCUUCAAAAUAGCAAAAACAAGAGGACACAAAGUAUGGCUGUUGCACUGCAGUUUAGAGUCCUCCAAGCUGCUAUGGAAUUUAUAAGGACCACAGCAAAUCAUGACUCUGAAAACCUAGCAGAUACAUUCCGGUUACCCUCUCCUCCUCAUCAUGCAAUAUUUCAACCGCGGAAGAGCAUCGCUGGUUCAAUUCCAAUGAAGGGUUCCAUUAUUCCUCACCGACCAAGACGUCAUUUUGGUUCCUAUGGUCAACUUCCGAUGCCUUUCUCCUUCAGUCCAUUAAAUCAAGAUUCGUUCUCCCCAUAUCCUCCUGGAUCCACUACCUGUGUGGUACCUUUCGGAGCAGGUGCUCGAAAAUUUCCCCUUGCUCAGACUGACUCUCUCCUGAUGAAAAUGCGCUCAGUGGCAAGCGAUGAACUGCAUGUGAUGAUGCAACGGAGAAUGAGCCAGGAGAACCCCGUGCAGGCAUCUGAGACAGAGCUUGCUCAGAGACUACAGAGGCUCACCAUUUUAGCGGUUAACAGGAUUAUUUAUCAAGAGUUUAAUCCAGACAUUAUUGACAUUUUGAGUACUCCAGAAAAUGUGACUCAAAGCAAGACUUCAGUUUCCCAGACUGAAAUUUCUGAAGAAAAUGUUCAUCAGGAACAGCCUUCCAUUUUCAAUCCAUUUCAGAAGGAGAUAUUCACAUAUCUGGUAGAAGGAUUCAAAAUAUCUAUUGGUUCAGGUAGAACCAGUGGUUCCAAGCAGCAGUGGACUAAAAUCUUAUGGUCUUGUAAGGAAACCUUCAGAAUGCAGCUUGGCCGACUCCUGGUCCAUAUUGUGUCACCAGCCCACUCUUCUCAAGAGAGAAAGCAAAUUUUCGAAAUAGUUCGUGAACCAAAUCAUCAGGAAAUACUGCGAGACUGUCUUAGUCCAUCCCUGCAACAUGGAGCCAAGUUAGUUUUGUAUUUGUCAGAGUUGAUACAUAAUCACCAAGAUGAAUUGACUGAAGAAGAACUAGGCUCAGCGGAAUUGCUUAUGAAUGCUCUAAAACUGUGUGGUCAUAAGUAUCUCCCUCCCAGUGCAACAACAAAAGCAGACCUUAUCAAAAUGAUCAAAGAGGAACAAAAGAAAUAUGAAACUGAAGAAGGUACGAAUAAAGACACCUGGCAGAAAACAGUUAACAAUAACCAACAAAGUCUCUUUCAGCGUCUGGAUUCAAAAUCAAAGGAUAUAUCUAAGAUCGCUGCAGAUAUCACCCAGGCAGUAUCUCUGUCCCAGGGAAUUGAGAGGAAAAAGGUGAUCCAGCAUAUCAGAGGCAUGUACAAGGUAGAUCUGAGUGCCAGCAGACACUGGCAGGAGCUUAUCCAACAGCUGACGCAUGAUAGAGUGGCCUGGUAUGAUCCCCUGUACUAUCCAACUUCCUGGCAACUGGAUCCAACAGAAGGACCAAAUCGAGAGAGGAGACGUUUACAGAGAUGUUACUUAACUAUUCCAAAUAAGUAUCUCCUUCGGGAUAGACAGAAAUCAGAAGCAGAUGUGGUCAAACCACCACUCUCUUUCCUGUUUGAAGAUAAAACUCACUCUUCUUUCUCCUCGACCGUAAAAGACAAAGCUGCAAGUGAGUCUAUAAGAGUGAAUCGAAGAUGUAUCAGUGUUGCACCGUCUAGAGAGACAGCUGGUGAGCUGUUACUAGGUAAAUGUGGAAUGUAUUUUGUGGAAGAUAAUGCUUCUGAUACAGUUGAAAGUUCGAGCCUUCAGGGAGAGUUGGAACCAGCAUCAUUUUCCUGGACAUAUGAAGAAAUUAAAGAAGUUCACAAGCGUUGGUGGCAGUUGAGAGACAAUGCCGUAGAAAUCUUUUUAACAAAUGGCAGGACACUCCUGUUAGCAUUUGAUAACACCAAGGUUCGUGAUGACGUGUACCACAGUAUACUAACAAAUAACCUCCCUAAUCUCCUGGAAUAUGGCAACAUCAACGCUCUGACAAAUUUAUGGUAUACUGGACAAAUUACGAAUUUUGAAUAUUUGACUCACUUAAACAAACAUGCCGGCCGAUCCUUCAACGAUCUCAUGCAGUAUCCAGUGUUCCCGUUUAUACUUGCUGACUAUGUUAGUGAGACCCUUGACCUCAGUGAUCCCUCAGUCUACAGAAAUCUCUCUAAGCCUAUAGCUGUGCAAUAUAAAGAAAAAGAAGAUCGUUAUGUGGACACAUACAAGUACCUGGAGGAGGAGUACCGCAAAGGAGCCAGGGAGGACGACCCCAUGCCUCCCGUGCAGCCCUACCACUACGGCUCCCACUACUCCAAUAGUGGCACGGUGCUCCACUUCCUGGUCAGGAUGCCUCCGUUCACGAAAAUGUUUUUAGCCUACCAAGAUCAAAGUUUUGACAUUCCAGACAGAACUUUUCAUUCGACAAAUACAACUUGGCGCCUCUCAUCUUUUGAGUCCAUGACUGAUGUCAAAGAACUUAUCCCAGAGUUUUUUUAUCUUCCAGAAUUCUUAGUCAACCGUGAAGGUUUUGAUUUUGGUGUGCGUCAGAACGGUGAACGGGUUAAUCACGUCAACCUCCCUCCUUGGGCACGUAACGAUCCCCGUCUUUUUAUCCUCAUUCAUCGACAGGCUCUAGAGUCUGACUACGUGUCCCAGAACAUCUGUCAAUGGAUUGACUUGGUAUUCGGGUAUAAGCAAAAAGGGAAGGCUUCCGUUCAAGCCAUCAAUGUUUUUCAUCCUGCUACGUAUUUCGGAAUGGAUGUGUCUGCAGUUGAAGACCCUGUUCAGAGGCGGGCCCUAGAAACCAUGAUAAAAACCUACGGCCAGACCCCUCGUCAGUUGUUCCAGUCGGCCCACGCGAGCAGACCCGGAUCCAAGCUCAACAUCGAAGGAGAGCUCCCUGCUGCCGUGGGGUUGUUAGUACAGUUUGCUUUCAGGGACACCCGAGAACAGGUCAAAGAAAUUACCUACCCGAGCCCUCUGUCGUGGAUAAAAGGCUUGAAGUGGGGGGAGUAUGUCGGCUCUCCAAGUGCUCCGGUACCUGUGGUCUGCUUCAGCCAGCCCCACGGAGAAAGAUUUGGUUCUCUCCAGGCUCUGCCCACCAGAGCCAUCUGUGGAUUGUCCCAAAAUUUCUGUCUGCUGAUGACAUACAGCAAAGAACAAGGUGUGAGAAGCAUGAACAGUACCGACAUUCAGUGGUCAGCCAUCCUGAGCUGGGGAUAUGCUGAUAACAUUUUAAGGUUGAAGAGCAAACAAAGUGAGCCUCCAAUAAACUUUAUACAAAGUUCUCAACAGUAUCAGGUGACUAGUUGUGCCUGGGUACCUGACAGCUGCCAGCUGUUUACUGGGAGCAAAUGUGGUGUCAUCACGGCCUACGCAAACAGGCUCACCAGCAGCACGCCUUCAGAGAUAGAAAUGGAGUCCCAGAUACAUCUCUAUGGGCACACAGAAGAGAUAACCAGCUUAUUUGUUUGCAAACCCUACAGUAUAAUGAUAAGUGUGAGCAGAGAUGGCACCUGCAUCAUAUGGGAUUUAAACAGGUUGUGCUACGUACAAAGCCUGGCAGGACACAAAAGCCCUGUCACAGCCGUCUCUGCCAGUGAAACUACAGGUGACAUUGCCACUGUAUGUGACUCAGCUGGUGGAGGCAGUGACCUCAGACUCUGGACAGUGAAUGGGGACCUCGUUGGACAUGUCCACUGCAGAGAGAUCAUUUGUUCUGUUGCUUUCUCUAACCAGCCAGAGGGAGUAUCUAUCAAUGUGAUUGCUGGGGGAUUAGAAAAUGGAAUUGUAAGGUUAUGGAGUACAUGGGACCUAAAGCCUGUGCGAGAAAUCACAUUUCCUAAAUCAAAUAAGCCGAUUGUAAGCCUCACGUUUUCCUGUGACGGCCACCAUCUGUACACCGCGAACAGUGACGGGACCGUGAUCGCCUGGUGCCGGAAGGACCAGCAGCGCCUCAAACAGCCCAUGUUCUAUUCCUUCCUCAGCAGCUACGCAGCUGGAUGAAUGAGAGAGAACCUCGCUCCUCCAAAGCACUUUAGCUCCAAACUCGAUUUGUAGACCUUCCCGGUUUUGGGGAGGUUGAACUUGAAGAAACGGAUGACCAAACAAAUCAUCCAAAUAACGAUCAGCCCUCUUCACCUGCACAAUAUUCUGCAGCCUCGCAAGGUCCUAAGAGAACAGUUUUGUUCUAAUUUAGUGAUAAUCCAGAGGGCUGUGUCAUUAUGUCCCAAGCAAUAAGAUUCAAGUCUUACACGAUAAAUUAAAAUCGUAUCUUUAAAGUUUUUACCCAUAAGCAUAAUCUAAAGAAAGGAUUAGGGUCUCUGCUUUUUCUGUUAUUCCAAAAGGGCCAGUAGAAUGUCAACUGGUUAGCCUAACUGUUUAUAUAAAAUACUCUAAAAAUUAUAUUUAAAAAGUUUUAUGCCAAGAUAAUCCACCCUCCCCCUGAGAAAAGGAAGGAAGGAAGGAAGGAAGGAAGGAAGGAAGGAAGGAAGGAAGGAAGGAAGGAAGGAAGGAAGGAAGGAAGGAAGAGAAAGAAAGAAAGAAAGAAAGAAAGAAAGAAAGAAAGAAAGAAAGAAAGGGAAAAGAAAGAAAGAAAAAAUGAAAAUUAAUGAAAGGGAUAAGAAUCGUGAACUUGAUAAGUGCUUUCUUUGAGAAGUAAAUCACUCGGUCGGUGUCUGGGCACCGAACACUCUGUGGAACAUGUGAAUACUAAAACAAACCACUAAUGAAUCUCAAUGUUAAGCAGUUUUUUUCCAGUUGCCUUCUUAGCUCAAAGUAGAACCAGAAUUUUUUGAUGGCCACAAACAAGAACACAAGUAUCUUUGAUUUCAGACACAUUCUGUUUCUUCGUAAAACUCCUUAAAAUCCAGAACACUAGAUACUGGUGAGUCACUAAGAUUUAAACACAAUGAUAAUUAUCUUAAUAUCUGCCAUUUACCGAGCACUGAAUACCUAACAAUUUGCAAUAGAAAGCCUCCACUAUGCAAAAAGAUGGCACAGAUAUCAAUAAUAUAUUCUAGGUAAGACAUUUAAUGUGCAGGGAGUGUUUUCCUCCACAAAACAAUUUCAAAAGAAAAGGAGACUGCUUACUUUGUUUCCAACAGGACAGAGAGUAAUUCUUACAGGAAACGGUUUCCACUGUUUCUACUAACCAACGCUACCUGAGAAUUCUAGAAGCAGUAGAAAAAUCUAGGUCUACACCUCAGAAAACUGGCACACCAUAAACCAGAAUUCCUACAAAUCUCGGGAUGGUCUAGCUCUACCAGAUAUUCCGGCUCUAUUUUUACUUGGGGUGCUGCUUUAUUGGCUUUGAAAACACUGUACAAUAGGCUCAGUAAUAUGUCACCACGGGAUAAAAAUAUGUAUUCCUGCCUAAGAAUAACUUGCGUGUUUGUUAUGGAAAUCUAAUUCAUAUGGUGUUUACAGAACUACUUUUGUAACUUCCAGACUUUCUAAAACAUUCUGCUUAAAAACUGUAUAAAAUACAAUUCAAACGUCUCUGCUGUCACCACAGAUGCAGGAGACAAGCGGCCACGUAUGCUUGUGAUUCACCAGACACGCUCACAGACUGCAUUUAGAUCACGGUUUGCACAGACCAGGUCUGCAUUCUGAGGCCCAGAAGGUGCAGAGACGAGAUUAUUCCUAUUCACGUUGAAGUGAUCUUGCUUUGUUUAAAAAAAAAAAAAAAAAAAAAAUUGCAGCUAUUGUCUGGCUUUCAUUUUUUCUACCAAGAACUUUAAAUUAGUCCCCUAUUAGAAUAGGGUUGCUACUCGGUCUUCUUUUUUUUUUUUUUUUUUUUUUUAAGGCUGAAUUUCAUCAUUUAUUUAAAAAGAAAAUAUGCAAAAUAACUGGUCUUGUUAAGAGUGCAAUAUUAUAUUUUUAUGUAAAAAUAAAAAUUAAUUUGGGGGGAUUAUUUAUUCAGCAUGAAACUUAAUAUGUGUAUGUUUGAAACACUUCAUAAUGUGCAUGUUGUAGUAAACAUUUCUGUAAAACAUCACAAGCUCUGUCAUCUUUGUAUACACUGCCACUUCAAACUGGGAAUAAAUUUCAUAAAAAUAGA